Molecule: messenger RNA, 5227 nt
Organism: Capra hircus (goat)
Lineage: Eukaryota; Metazoa; Chordata; Mammalia; Artiodactyla; Bovidae
Gene: STYX
Product: serine/threonine/tyrosine interacting protein
Exons: 11
Coding region: 307-978 (223 amino acids)
Biological process (GO): negative regulation of protein binding; protein dephosphorylation; negative regulation of SCF-dependent proteasomal ubiquitin-dependent catabolic process
Cellular component (GO): cytoplasm; nucleoplasm
Molecular function (GO): F-box domain binding; protein tyrosine/serine/threonine phosphatase activity
Source: RefSeq, a predicted model, not a curated record
GAGGGGAGACGGUUGUAGGGCUCGUGUUGGUGCUAGAGCUUGGGCGGCCUGAGGGGCGCGGAAGCACGGGGGGAGGAAGACGGCAGCAGCAUGGCGGCCGGAUACGAGCCGCCCAACCCUCUUCCCGGCUGUAGCCGCCGCUGUCGCCGGGACCCUAUAGUCUGCGUGUGUUAGUUGUAAGCCCGCUGCCUCCCGGUCAGUCCUCCUGUCUACCUUUCCUUUCACCGCCACUGCCUGCCCGAGGGUCGGCCGGCGGGUAACUCCCACUCCUACCCGGCCCCACCCACAAACCCGCGGGCCAGGACCAUGGAGGACGUGAAGCUGGAGUUCCCCUCGCUCCCACAGUGCAAAGAAGACGCCGAGGAGUGGACCUACCCUAUGAGACGAGAGAUGCAGGAAAUUCUGCCUGGUUUGUUUUUAGGCCCAUAUUCUUCUGCCAUGAAAAGCAAGCUACCUAUACUACAGAAACAUGGAAUAACUCAUGUAAUAUGUAUACGACAAAAUAUUGAAGCAAACUUUAUUAAACCCAACUUUCAACAAUUAUUUAGAUAUUUAGUCUUGGAUAUUGCAGAUAAUCCGGUUGAAAAUAUAAUACGUUUUUUCCCCAUGACAAAAGAAUUUAUUGAUGAGAGCUUACAAAGUGGAGGAAAAGUUCUUGUCCAUGGGAAUGCAGGGAUCUCCAGGAGUGCUGCCUUUGUUAUUGCAUACAUUAUGGAAACAUUUGGAAUGAAGUACAGAGAUGCAUUUGCUUAUGUUCAAGAAAGAAGAUUUUGUAUUAAUCCUAAUGCUGGAUUUGUCCAUCAACUUCAGGAAUAUGAAGCCAUCUACCUAGCAAAAUUAACAAUACAGAUGAUGUCACCACUUCAGAUAGAAAGGUCGUUAUCUGUUCAUUCUGACUCUACAGGCAGUUUGAAGAGAACACAUGAAGAAGAAGAUGAUUUUGGAAACAUGCAAGUGGCAGCUGCACAGAAUGGCUGAUUCAAGAGCAACAUUAUAGAGGAUGUGAAUUUCUAUUUGAGGAGAAAAAUACUACAGACAGUAAUAAUGUAAAAUGGUAAAAACACAAGUAGUUUCUUUUCAAUUAUGUUGCUUCCAGACGUGUUUCUCUGCGACUUGUUGAGCAACAUUUUAAGAUGUUGGACUUCUGUAAUAGAUGGCACUGAUGGUUUCACUCCUUUUUUUUUUUUUUAAUUCUUUACAGUUUUAUUAUAAACCAAGAAUUUUGGACUUGCAAAGAGGUAUUAUUGCAAUAAUGCACUUUUCAUACUUGAAAUUUAUUUGUAUGAUAUAAAGUUGUUACUUUAAACAAAAUGCAAGUUAGGGGGAUUUGUUUAUAAAAUCUGGGUAAUUUAUAACAAAAGAAUUUCCUAAAGUUUGCUAAAAAUUCAUUUUAUGUUCUACAUAGUACAUUUUUAAAAUAAUUUUACAGUUCAAUUUUAUGAUGGAGCCUCUUACAGAAACAUUAACAAAUGUAGGAAUCUGCCACAUUUCUUUUUCUAGUAUAACUCAAUAGUUUAUCUUUUAAUUUUUUAAACUUCUUGGUCCCUUAUUAAUAAUCUUUAAAUCAUGACAGCCAACUGUCUUUAUUUUAACAUGAUCCAAGUAUUGCUUCCUUUCCUAUUACCUUCCUAAUUUUAUUCUAUAGAAAGAAAAAGUUUAAUGAACAAAGGAAAAUGUUUGCUUUAUAAUACCAGAUGUUCACAAAUACAAGGAGAGUUUUAAACUUUCCUUUAGCAUUCUUAAAAGCCAAAUGUUCUAUUUCUUCUUUUUGGAGUCGUGUAGCCCAUUUUUUCUUUGUCCAAAAUGGUUCUAAAUAUAAUAAACCAAUGUAGCACUAUUUUUCCUAAACAAAGCCCAAAAAAGAAAAGUGCCUUGCCUCAUUAGAAAAAAUAAUAUAUCCUUAUGACCUCUAAAUUAGUAUGUAGAACAGUGAAAAGUUUUGAACAUUUUUCUAUAAUUUUUUUAAUGAUAAAUUGAUUUAAACUGAAAGUCUUAAGGCUUGAAGAAACCUGAGUAAAUUAUUUGAAAUAUGGAACAUUUACUCCUUCAUUUUAUGUUGUCUUAAUGAUUCUGUGAGAUUGUUCUGGCUCAGACAGUAACUUUUCUUUGAGGAUGCAUUUUUUGUAGAAAAGUGAUUGUGGAAGACUUCAGUGUAUACAAAUUAGUGUUGUAAUCAGUUCUUUACAUUGAGUUAAUCCAAAUUUCCCCCAUAAUUUGCAUUAGCAAAGUCACUUUAUGGAUCCUAGGUUCUCCAUGUUUUUAUUUAUACAUAUAAAAAUUGUUCUUAAAAAACAUUUUUACUAUUUUAAGUAUGAUGUUGGGGAGGAGAGGAGUGUUUUAACUUUUUAUAGUUGAUGAUUUAGGGUAGCACAAAUGAAACUCCUUUGUAUUUCAUUUUUCUCAGUCCUCUCUUGAGGUGCUUUACUGAUGAGAGUGAUUUCCAUACCUUCCUUUGGUACCAAGAGGUACCACAUAAGGUAACCUAUUAUACCAACUUAUCUACUUUGCUUUCCUCCCUGAGGUGAAAUAAUACAGGAAAAGUUUUUUUAUGCAGCAUAACAGGAGAGUGGAAGUGAAUCAAAACUGCUUUGUUAAUUAAGCGUUAAUUCUGUUGACCCAGAUGGUUUUCUUUUGAUUUCUCUUCCCUUCCCCUAUUUUACCACCCUAAAAACAGCAUAUUGUCAGUCCCUUGAGGUCUUGUAUUCUGUUGUAUGAUUGGUGUGUUGUAUCACUGGGUGUGCUGGUCUAGUAUAGUCAAGAUUUGCAUUGAGUGUUCAGAAAUUCCAGUUGGUAAAAGUGCCAGAUAACACAGCUUCCCUGUAUAUAGAUUACUAUUGGGUAGGUCAGCAAGGACUCUUUUGCAAACUAAUAAUCUAUGAUGCUCCUUCCACAAAAACUGCUUAAAAGAAUCUUCAUAAUAGUCCAUUUAGGUUUUAAAAAUGAGGCAGUUAAGAUUUUCUAAAUUGAUUUCUUAAAAUAUACAUAUCCUCUCUAGUAGUCUGGCCAAGAAUACAGGUUUGGUUAUUGAAUUAUAUUCGGUAAUUUUCCACUUUUAAUCACUGUAAUUUUUAUGUUGUCACUAAAGUGCCUGCCCAGCACUGUAAAGACUCUCACAGACACUAGAAAAAGGGACUUCAUUUUCUUGAGUACAAAUUAAUAUGGACAAAAACUUUAUUUUUUCUUUCAUAUAAGAACACUGCAAGUUUUUUUUGAGUAUAUUCUUCCAUCCAGUGUUCAACUGGUUCUUCUGGUAGCUCUUCCUAUUCUUUUUAUUUGGUUCCGUUUCUAUAAUUUCUCUAUUUCCUUUGAUAUUUUGUGAUAGCUAAUUAUAGUACAUUCAACCAAUCAUGAUUUAUUUUAUAGAAUAUUUGAAUAAUAUAUGAGUGACUCAGCACCCAAUUAUAAGCAUUAAAUAUUAAUCUGGGCACAGAAUUUAAAAUAUCACAUCAGAACAUAGGAGAACUGCUUUAUUGUCCAUUUUGAAAGUAUGAAACUUAAAUAUUGAAAAUAUUCAACUAGAAUAGCAGUAUUUUUACCUUGUAAUUUCAGUCCAUUGGUCUGUGUUAAUUUCGUAUCAGGUGUAUAAAGAGCAGUUACCUUUGUUUAUUUGUAUCUACUCUGUGGUGGAAAUGUUAAACCAUGAUAGCUUUUGCUACCAACUUUCAACCACUUAACUUUCAGAGCAGUAUAUUUGUUUUGGGAGGAUUUUGUGCUUCAUCUGAGUUUAGAAGUAAUGUCAGAAAAUGUUAAGCAUGUCCUUUUAAAGAAAAUAUAAGGUUUCUAAUUGUCUUAUUACCAUGGUAAUUUAAGUGAAUUUAGAAGUAUUUAACUGCAAUCUUGAAUUAUAAAGUUGGGAUGCAUAUAUAGAGAUAUAUAUCAAAAUCUCAACUUGAUGUAAAGUAAAUGAGCAGUUACCUGGCGGAUUUUUUUUUUUUAAUAACUGUUUAAUCCAUAAUUCCAUAGCAGACUUAGCUUCACCUCAAUAUUUUUGUCCAUUCAUCAGUGCUCCAAUAAGAAAAUGAUAGGAAAUAGCUGAAAAUUACUAAAAGAUUUUAUUUUUUUUUUUAAUUUAUUAGAAAAAUAAGUUGCUAGGGUCUUUGAAUGCUGGAUUUUUUUUGUCUUACCCAUCCAUGGCAGCUAAAAAAAAAAAAAAAUCACUCAAAAUAUUCAGGUUUACAUGUUAGCUCUCUCUCAUAGGGAGUUGCCAUACCUCACAGUUCAAAGUGUAUUCUAUAGAUCAGUAACAUUAUACUGACAUGUAAUUGCAAUUUACUAUGCAGCAAAAAUGAUUCAAGAAGAAAAAUAACCUACAGUGUCUAUUUACCUUUGUAUAGACAAUUGCUUAAGUUACUCUGCUUUUAACAUUUGUACUUGGAUAAAAUGCUUAUUAUGUAUGUAUAGGAAUGUCACAGUGCAAGAUGCUGCUAGCUCAGGCACAAAGUAUUAAAAUUAUUUUGUGAAGAUUGGUGGUUGUAUUAAAACUGUUGUGCCAUUAUACCUCAAAAAAGAUUGAAAAGUUCAUUUGUACUGCUUAUGCCAUAACCGCUUGACUUAGAUUGUUGUCUUCUAGGUAAAAGUAACCCAGUUUUAAUCCUGCACACGGAUUAAAUAUGAAGGACAAAUGAACAUUGGAUAAUGAGAAGCACUUAAGGGUAUUUUCUAAAACAUUGUGAUUACACACAUAAAAAUUAUAGUCAGUACAGGGAAGUCCCAAGUUUAGGCUCAAGGUAUUUUUUAAUGAUUAUUUGAACAAGUUUGGAGUUGAAAGUGAGGGAAUUUGUGUCUGAAGGAAGAGGUAAGGCCAUUCAUAGAACAGCUUCCAGCUCAUUUAAAAAAAUACUUCUUGCUUUUAGUUUUCCCCUUGUUAGCCUACCUACAUAAUAUCCUUCAUCAAAUCUGAGAUGUCAUCAUCAGCAUCACUACACCAUCUUUUUGAUCCCACUAAAAGGCAAAAAUAUUGCUGAAUAAAUCAUGACAAACCAUUGAUCAUAAAAUGCAUCCAGAUUUCCAAAUGUUACAUGUAAAAAAAGAUGUUUUAGUCAGUAAAAUACAAAUAUAUAAAACACAUGGAGCAAAAUAAAAAUCACAACUGCCACUUGAUUAUACCUUUUCAAAAGUGAAGAGUACUCAAAAAUGUAUUACUGAAAUGUAUCUAUGCAGUUUUUUUCAUACUCAAGUUUACCCACAGGAUGCCUUAGUGAAAUCAAGCUUCUCUGGUUAACUAAAA